CACAGCAUUCAGCAGCAGGAAUGCUCAUUCCGACUUCCUACAUGCCAGUUGUAACACACACCUAAUAUACCUACCCUACAGAAUCAAGCAACACCACACAAGCUUUCAAUGCUCACGUCUUACAACCUACGGCACCUAGCAACACAAUCUCAGAUUCCGACACCUACAUCCUCCAUAACGACCAGCAACAAUGACCUCAUUUCCCCGACCCUCCCCUUGCCGACCAUCAGCUGCCCCUGAGCCGCGCAAGACCCUUCGAGAGCACAUUCUGCACUCCCUGCCAGCAUAUACCGGCCCCUACCAAGUAGGCUUCCUCGAAAUUGAGCUGCCCGCCGCCGACCCGCGACCCUUUGCCCCGCACAUCAAACGCAACAACGAGUUCGCCCUGAAGCUCGACACGGUCCUGUUUGCCGUGUAUUACCCCGCCGAUCUCGAGGCCAAGACAGGGACAGCAGGAAGGACCAGGCCGCCAUGGCUCCCCCGCCCGCGACCCUCGACAUGCAGGGGCUACGCCAAGUUCCUCAACAUUCCCCACUGGCCGGUGACGGCCUACAUGGCGGCGACAACCAUGUUUACCAAGCUGCCGGCAUACCGCAACGCACGCAUCUCCCAGCGGUGGCCGGACGAGGCGGGCCAUGACACUGGGCGCGGGAGCGGGAGCGGGAGCGGGAGCGGAAGUGGGACGCAUCAGGUCUCGGAUGCGGAGACGCUCGUAGAACAGGAAGACGAAGACGAGGACGUUAACGACAAGCCACGGUUCCCCGUAGUCAUCUUCAGCCACGGCCUGGGUGGCUCGCGGACGCUAUACAGCUCCAUCUGCGGGGAGCUCGCGAGCUACGGGCUGGUCGUGGUGGCCAUGGAGCACCGCGACGGCAGUGGCGCCAGGACGUUCGUCAACAAGGCGGGCAAAUCACAGGAUCUUGAGAGCGAUGAUGUCGACAAGACGGCAACCCCCCCCAAGAACGAAGAAAAGACACCUCAGCGCCGGCAAAAGGACGCAGAGGCCAAACCGUACUACAAGAUCGAUUACCUGUUUCCCAAGGACAACGCGCAGGAUACGUCGCCCCGUAACCCCAACGGAGUUGACAAGGAACUGCGAGGAGCUCAAAUUGAUAUGAGGUUAGCCGAGAUUGAAGAGGCGUUCCGCGCCCUGGACCUGAUAAACAGCGGGAAGGGGAGCGAGGUGCGCCGGGAUAACCUUCGGAAACCAGGCAACGUUGGCUCCAGCUCGAUGGGCCUAGAAGACAUUGAGUGGGAGAACUGGGUCGGCCGUCUUGACCUGGAGAAUAUCACCAUUAUGGGCCAUUCCUUCGGCGGAGCAACCGCAGUCCAGGCGCUGAGGUCUGGUAAGCUCCCCUGGAUUACACAGGGCGUCCUGCUUGACCCUUGGGGCCCCGCCACCCCGGAAUGCACCGAGCAGCGCUCGGUCCACAAGCCGGUAUUGUCCGUCGGCAGCGAGGCUUUUAUGCAUUGGGCCGAGAACUAUGACUGCGUCAAAAAGGUGUGCGACGAGGCCCGGGCGGCCGGCACGCUGUCGUGGAUGAUGACGAUUCGGGGGUCGACACACCUGUCGCAGACCGACUUUGCAAUCCUUUAUCCAAAUUGGAUGUCGCUGCUCAUGAAGACCAUCGUGAACCCUGAGCGCGCCAUUUCGCUCACGGUGCACUCGGCACUUGAGUUCCUCAAGCUCACGCUGCCCCGGGCGCAAACCCGGUUUGCCAGAGCGUGGGCUGACGAGCAGCUGUUGAGCCGCGCCAAUCCAGUAGCCAAGGUUGAGUCGGAUUACCGGCCUGACGACAAAUGGGUUGCCGCCCGGUUAAAGAUCCCAAACGAAUUCUCGAUGCGCCUUCGAGGUGUGCUCGGUUGGGGCAGGUGGUCCAACGGAUUGGUGAGCCACGAUGUCAGAGACGAGAUAUGGUGCCAUCAAUCGCCGGACAAGGAUGCCGUAGAACGAUAUAAGGAGGAAAGCUGGAGCGGGUGGAGAGUUGGGACGGCAGGAGAAUGA
Molecule: messenger RNA, 2005 nt
Organism: Parathielavia appendiculata
Lineage: Eukaryota; Fungi; Ascomycota; Sordariomycetes; Sordariales; Chaetomiaceae
Product: phospholipase A2
Exons: 2
Coding region: 191-2005 (604 amino acids)
Molecular function (GO): 1-alkyl-2-acetylglycerophosphocholine esterase activity
Source: RefSeq, a predicted model, not a curated record